AUGAACUUCCACGCUAUGGUUCUGCUGUGGCUGGUGAUCUACAUAGCCCAGUCCUUUAGCCAUUUCCCGCCGGCGCUGGAGUACCCCCUGCCUCGACUACAAUAUGGUAGGGAGCUGCUCCUGGCAUGGGACACUCUUAGCCCCCCAGCAGACCUUGGAACGAUCAGCUUUGAUGGAUUUCUAGCGCCCGCUCUCCGGAGAACCCCCAGGUCAGGCGGAUGGUCCCGCCGGCUGAGGAAACGAGGAAGACGGGGGGGCGCGCGGCUGAAACUGAAAAACCAGCCAUUAUGUUGUAUACCGUUACCAUCUAUAAUGCGCUCUAACGCCCAGUCUCUGUGAAAUAAGACUGAUGAACUACAAGCUCUUACUCGCCACAGUCACGACUCUAAGGACACCUGCAUCCUCGCCUUCUCGGAGACCUGGCUGUCGGACAGGGACACUGAUGCGGACAUGGAGGGGUUUGGACCACCCAUAAGGUUAGACCAAGACGCCACUGCCACAGGCAAGUCUUCUGGUGGGGGUGUGUGCAUGCACAUAAAUCAGCGAUGGUGUAAAUCUGUUCCUAUCCGGGAGAAAUUGUGUACUGAAGACAUUGAACUACUCUCUGUUUCAUUACGCCCCCCAUAUCUGCCACGGGAGUUCCCCCAGACAUUUGUGACUGUCGUGUACAUCCAUCCGAGGGCUAAUGAAAGAAACGCCUAUGAUAUUAUCUAUCAAGUCACACAGAGUCUUCAGGCUGUUUCCCCGGAAGCAACUCAUAUUAGUAUGGGCGAUAUGAAUCAUGUGACACUUAAAACCACGCUGAGAGACUUCCACCAGUACAUCACAUGCCCCACUAGACACAACAAGACCAUCAACCUCUGUUAUGGCAAUGUUAAAGGGGCCUACAAAUCCAUCCCUUGGCUCCUCCGACCACAACUGCAUCCACCUCAUCCCGGUGUACCGGACUGCUCUGAAGCAAGGCAUAGUGCAAAGCGUCCAAGUGAAAUCCUGGAACAAUGAUGCCUGUUUCACUUUACAGGGUUGCCUGGACUCUACUGACUGGGAAAUGUUCAAGGAGUCUUCUGAUGGUAUAGAUGAACUAACUGAUGUGGUGAGCAGCUGGGUUUCUUACUGUGAAGAUCAUGUCGUACCCAUCAAAACUGUAAAAAUAUAAAUCAAUACUAAACCUUGGGUUUCCAAGUCUCCUAAAGACCUUCUGUAUAAAAAGAAAAAAGCCUUCAGAUAAGGGAAGAGAGUAGCCCUGCACAACCUGCAGAAGGAGAUCAAACGUGAGGUCAGAGCUUGCAAAAAACAAUACAAAGACAACAUUGAGUCAGCUCAAAACCAACACCCUCAGUUCAGUAUGGGAUAGCAUGAAAACUAUCACCGGGGUCAAAGAAUGUACACAUAAGAAAAUUGAGCUCUCGGGCUACAACACAGACCUAGAUCUGGCUCAGAGCCUUAGUGAUUUUUAUUUACGAUUUGAUACGCAAGAUAAUAGUGAAAAACAUGAUGAAUUAAAGAAACGCUUUCUGUCUGCCCCCCCUCCUAGCCCUUUCUUCGACGCAGACGAUGUAGCUAGAUGUUUUAGAAAGUGCAACCUGCAAAAAAGGCCAGACCCGGACUGCAUUAGUGGUCGUGUGCUGAAACUUUGUGCCAAGCAACUCAGCCCUAUUUAUAGUUUUAUUUUUAAUAUGUCUCUCUCACUUCAGAAGGUGCCAUCUACGUGGAAACAGGCAACCGUGGUGCCCGUUGCCGAAAUAAACAAACCCACCACAUUAAAUGAUUUUUGGCAUGUGGCCUUGACCUCCACUGUAAUGAAGCAGUUUGAAAAGCUAGUCAAAACAGAAAUACUAGCAAAAACCAAGCAUCUAUUAGACCCUCUCCAAUUCGCAUAUAGAGAAAAUAGAGGAGUACAAGAUGCCACAGCUACCUUACUUAAUCUUGUGUGUAAGCACCUGGAGGAGAGUAAGACACAUGCUAGACUAUUGUUCGUCGACUUCUCUUCCGCUUUCAACACGAUCCAGCCUCAUGUAUUAGCCGCCAAACUUGAACAUCACCUUAAACUUGACGUAUGUCUUGUGGGUUAGAUUUUAGACUUCCUUAUUAAUAGGUCACAACAAGUAAGGGUAAAUGAAACACUGUCCUGUUCUCUACGUUCCUCUACUGGAUCUCCCCAGGGUUGUGUACUGUCUGCACUUCUUUUUAUUUUGUAUACAAAUGACUGUCGUAACCAUCACACUGACAGAUUCAUCAUAAAGUACGCAGACGACACCAUCAUCGUCAGCCUGCUCCGUGAUGACGAAGCCAGCCCUGUUCUUGAUGAUUUUUUAUCUGUCUGUGACGAGUCUUUCCUCCUUAUCAAUGCUAAAAAAACUAAGGAGCUCAACAUUGAUUGUUGAAGUAGUGGACAGCUACAAAUACCUUGGCACUAGAAUUGAUAACAAAAACUGUGAAAUGCUUUGUAAAAAAGGUCAGCAACGUCUCUUCUGUCUCAGAAAGCUUGCUAGAUUCCAAGUCGACAAAAGUCUGAUGGAAAUGUUUUGCAGCACCUUUAUUGAGUCUGUCAUUUCCUUUGGUAUCAUCUGUUGGUAUGGCAAUCUCUCUGUCAAGAACAAAAACUCACUCACGAGUAUAGUGAAAACUGCCGCCAAAGUUGCAGGGGUUACGUUCAACAGCCCGGAUGAUGUUUUUAAUUCUAGGAUGCUUAAGCAAACAAAGUCCAUCCGAAAUGAUGCUACACAUCCCCUCAAUUAUGAGUAUAAAUUGCUUCCUUCUAGUCUCCGCCUAGUUGCUCCUCCAGCUACCAAAAACAGAUAUAAGAAUUCCUUUGUGCCUCUCUUAAUCAAAGCAAUAAAUGAUGUGUCAAAGAGUAGGUAGCAUGUACUAAGGUAGCUGACCUACUCUUGUGUAUUAUAGACUGCUGCACUUUUGGACCAGAUUCUAAUUUUCUUCUGUUCUUAACCUUGCAUACAUAGGUUGCUGUAUAUAUGCUCUCAGAGCCUAUGACUCUUUUCUACUUGCACAGGUCACUAUAUAUAUGCUGAUCAGUUUCUUUUACUUAUUUAUUAUAUUUAUUAUUAUCUACCUCCUAUACAAGUGGUAUCCUCACUCCUUGCACCUUGAUCUGUGCACUCGGUGCACCGAAUGAGUUUUUACCUGUCCGGCUGAUGUAAUGUGUACUGUAAUAUGUCCUGUAUGUUUGUCUUUAUGUACGCCAUGAUUUUAUCUGUUGCACAACAAAUCGCCCUUCAUGGGACAAAUCAAUAAAGUUGAAGUUGAAUAUAUAUAUGGAUUUUUGACGGCUGAUGCCGAUACCAAUUAUUAGGGGGGAUAUCCCCCUGUAUAGGAGGUACCAAUUAUUAGUACCAAUUCUUGGGUGUUCAGAUCGAGGAGGGCCUGACCUGGACUGUAAACACUACGAAGGUGAUUAAAAAGGCCCAACAGCAUCUCCACUUCCUGAGGGUCCUCAGGAAAAAUAACAUCACACAGAGACUGCUGGUGUCCUUUUAUAGGUGCUCCAUAGAAGCCACUCUUACGUAUUGUAUAUGUGUAUGGUUAAGCAGCUGCACUGUGGCUCAGAAAAAGGCUCUCCAACAGGUCGUCAACACAGCCCAGAGGAUAGUCGGUUGGCCCCUUCCUCACUGAACGACCUUCACAGUGCUCGCUGUGCUAAAAAAGCUCAGAGCAUCGUUAAAGACACUUUCCAUCCUGGUCACUCCUUGUUUGAACUUUUGCCGUUAGGCAGACAUUAUAGGACAAUCAAAUCAAGAAAAAACAGACUUAAAAACGGUUUUUAUCUGACAGCAAUAACUUCCCUCAAUGCCUUAAGGAAGGUUAUGUGUGACUGAGUAUUCAUUCAUUUAGUACUGCUAUUUAUUACUGUAGUUGUUUUUAAUGAUGCACUGACUGUUUGGCACUUUUUUAAUUUUGUUGUACUGGUUACAAUGACAAAUAAAGGACUAUUCUAUUCUAUUCUAUUCUGGAUGGCCUUCUAUUCAGCCAUCCCCUAAGCAAUGCUCACAAGCAGAAACGGUUGCAGUGGGUCCAGAAAUACAUGGACUAAUUUUCAAACAGUGUGUUCACUGCUGAGUGCUGUGCAACCCUUGAUGGUCCAGAUGGAUGGAGUAGUGGAUGGCCACCAUGUCCCAACAAGGCUGCAACAUCAGCAAGGAGGUGGUGGAGUCAUGUUUUGGGCCGGAAUCACAGGGAGAGAGCUGGUCGGCCCUUUUAGGGUCCUUGAAGGUGUGAAAAUGACCUCGGCAAAGUAUAUAGAGUUUCUGACUGAACACUUUCUUCCAUAGCACAAAUAGAAGAACCGUCCUCUCCGUAACAAAAUCAUCUUUAAUCAUCUUCAUGCAUGACAAUGAACCAUGUCUUGCAUAAUAAUUUGGAACGCAGUAUAUUGCACUUGUGUGUGGAUGUAUUUCUUCAUUAUUAAGGUGUGACCCUCGUCCUCAUAGAUUAAACUGUAAGACUGUGAGGAAACAUGUCAAACCUGUUCAGAGUUAAGAGUUCCCAGCAGUGUGUCACGUCCAACCCUAGUCAACAUCCUAGUUAGUCAACAUCAUCAUAACAAUCCCUGCCCUCCAGGUACACCUGCAGGUAUAUUAGCAGACGUCUCAGCUGAUUCCUGUCAGAGAACUUCCUUCAAGGAAACCUCAUCUGUGUGCAGAGAUGGCAGACAGUAAGUGGACCUAAUGUUACUGAGUAAUAUAUGGUUUUAGGUUAGGGCUUGGUGUCUCUGUCUAAUAUUUCUGUGUUUUUGUUUGUGGGCAGUGGUCCAAAGUGAACAAAUGUUAAGAGGAUAUCUUUUAUCCGUGUUGGGGAUUGGCUAACCCAAAAUAAGAUUAGGCUCCUGAAUCCAAACUGAGAAAAUCCUCCUAUGAGGACCAGAGGAGUUUAAACUUAGACCCUUCUACAGAUCAUCUGAGGUCUUAAAGACUGUAAGAACAACUUUUAGUGAUUGUUUGAGUAAACAAGCUGCUCUAAUCUGCACCAGCUUUCUAAUCACAGGAGUUAACUUCUUUUCUUCUCACUCUUCAUAAGUACUUAUGUCGACCAAUAAGACAAACAUUAUUUGAUCAAUUUUCAUUGUUCCCCUGAAGUUCUUUGUGUGCUCCUUACUUUUUCAACUUAGGAGAACAUGUGAAAAAAAUAAGUGUCAAGCCCUGUUUGUGCAGGUUAUUUCUUUGGGAACAUAACCUAAGAAUAAGAAUAAGAUCACUGAUGAUAUAUGUUGCAGAACAAAUGAAGAGCGUCACUGAAUGUAAAAGUUGCUGCAGAAAUGUUACCACCAAGUCUUUAGUAAUCCUCUCACUCAGUAAAACCUGUGCACUCUCUGCUGCCUCUGUGAAGGCAGGUCCCUCUGUUUGGGGUUUUCAGGGUAAAAUAAUAACGAGUGAUCUUCUUCAACAGGUGGAACCCCAAACCACAACUACGACUUGUCUGGGUCAGCCCUGACCAGACUCUACAACUCUCCGGUGUACAAAGCUGAGAGGAUGAAGAGGCCGCUGGACGGCACUUCUUUUGUGCUUGGACCAAUCAGCCACUCUGGAGUCAGGUAUAACAUGUCCCACUUCACUACAGAAACACAGGUUUACAGCCUGGUACAAAAACAGUGUGGGUCUCUCUGGCUCCUCUCUCUGUCUAGGCUUUACAGAGCGCUCACCUGUUUACAUCAUAUAUGAGGGACUAAAGAUACUGUGGUAGUCUGAGAGUAGACGGGUGCUGCUGCACACUUUGACUUAUUGACACAUUUGGAGUUUUUCUAAGGACCACUUUGAAAAUCUUCUCUCUGUGUUUUUGUCAGAGUGACUCUGGCUGAUGGUGCUCAGUGGCUCAUCCAUAAAGGAGACGACUACGGCGUCUCCUCUCAGACUGUGGUGACAGACGCUCGACACAUGAGCUCAGACUGGAGGGUAAAUCUGUCUGUUUCACUUCUAUACUGUUGUUUUUUUAUCGUUUCUGAACUGGCUCUGAGGUCAAACUCUCCUCCUCUGGGGUUUUCUCUUGUUGCAGGUUGUUCAGACAGCAGAGUUCAACGGCAGGAAGACGGUUGCUGACUUUGUGGCGACGGGCGGCUCUGAGUACAGCCUGCUGUUUGAUAACUGUCACAUGGGAUCAAACCGGAUGAUGGAUCAAUAAAGUUACAUUUACAGCCUUCUGCAAAGCUGCACUUUGAUUAUCUGUGCUCAAAAUAAAACUAGUCUUAAA
Molecule: messenger RNA, 6198 nt
Organism: Xyrichtys novacula (pearly razorfish)
Lineage: Eukaryota; Metazoa; Chordata; Actinopteri; Labriformes; Labridae
Source: the annotation of a GenBank genome assembly